Molecule: messenger RNA, 1860 nt
Organism: Lolium rigidum
Lineage: Eukaryota; Viridiplantae; Streptophyta; Magnoliopsida; Poales; Poaceae
Product: protein FAR1-RELATED SEQUENCE 5-like
Exons: 5
Coding region: 1-1860 (619 amino acids)
Biological process (GO): regulation of DNA-templated transcription
Molecular function (GO): zinc ion binding
Source: RefSeq, a predicted model, not a curated record
AUGGUGGUUACACUAAAAGGAGACAAGUGGGUUGUCACAAACCUAGAGUUGCACCACAACCAUGAUUUAAGCCGCCCUGAUGAGAGCAAAUUCCUGGCAUCCCAUAGACAUAUGACCGAUCAAGAGAAGCUCUUCAUUCGCACUUUCACUUCUGUGAAGCUUCCAGCACGAAAGAUAAUGGCAAUACUCACAUACCUGCGAGGAGGAAAGCCAAAGAAUGUUCCUUACAACAAGAAAUAUGUGAGCAAUGUCAUGACUGCAAUCAGAUUAGAAGACAACACAAAUGAUAUGAUGAAAGUUCUAUCUUAUUUUAGGCAGAGGCAAGAAGAAGAUCCAAGGUUCUACUAUAAUUUUGAUCUUGGAGAAGGGAACAAGGUCAAAUGCAUAUUUUGGUCUGAUGGAUUUUCUCGACACAUGUAUGACUUAUACGGUGAUUGCCUUAGCUUCGACACAACAUUCAAGACUAACAAGUAUAACCUCCCAUUUGCUCCUUUUGUCGGAGUGACAGGACAUGGCCACAACUGCCUAUUUGCUUGUGCAAUAAUCAAUAAUGAACAAGCAAGUACCUUUGAGUGGCUAUUUGAGGAAUUCCUCAUAUGUAUGGGAGGGAAGCAUCCUGCAACAAUUAUCACAGAUCAAGAUGCUGCAAUGGCAAAAGCAAUAUAUGAAGUUUUCAAACAAACUUGUCAUAGGAACUGCUUCUUCCAUAUCAAGAGAAAGUCGGAAGAGAAGUGUGGAGGAACAUUUGUGGCCAGAGGGGAAAACAGAGCGAAGUUUGUCCCCGUUUACUUCAAGCAUAACUUCUUACCUUUCAUUCACUCAACUGCUAGAAGUGAGGGAACUAAUGCAAUCUUCAAAGACAAUGUGGGGUCUACAUAUAGUGUUAUGAGCUUCUUGGGUGAGUACCAGAAAAUAUCUGAAAACAUAGAGGAAUUGGAAAGAGAACAAGAUUCAGUAACAAGGAUAACAGAGCCGGACUAUUGGGUGCGUAGCGAGAUAGAACUUCAAGCUGGUCGCAUGUAUGAGGUCUACAAGACACCUAUGCUACAACUGCAAGAUUUCAGGUCCGAAAAGUACCUUGUUUCUGUAAACCUACAAGCAGAAGAAUUCGCCUGCAUAUGCUGCAAGUUUGAGAAGGAUGGCAUAAUAUGUGCACAUAUACUGAGGGUCCUCAUCCACCUUAACUUGUCAGAACUUCCUGAAAAGUAUUACAUCAGUAGGUGGAGGCCAAAAGAUAGAAAAUACAUCAGAGAUAAGCAGUCCAUCCCAAUAGAUCUAACAACAAGUAACAAACAUCUGAGAUACUGCGUGCUAUCUAGGAAAUUUUGCAAUGUUGCCUCUGAAGGAGCUGUGACUGAAAGGAAAUACUUGUUCUUGCUGGAUGAAAUCAAAACGAUAGAGGACAGAGUAGAUGAGAUGACUCAAGAAGAUGAAACUGUGGAAUUCCAGAAAAGAGAAAAGGGCAAACAACCAUCUGCAACAAGUGAACAGCAAAAACCAAGAGAACAGCAACAUAAAGAUGGUUUCCCAGAUAACCUACAAGAUCCUGAUGUUGUUCCUUCGAAAGGACGUCCAGAAAAUUCUAAACGACAAAGGACAUUCGUUGAAGAAUUGCUGUCAAAAAAUCAAAUUACAUGCAGCCACUGUGUUUCGCAUCAACAUAACAUUGCUACAUGUACAAUGAGGCACAUACCCAAGUCAUUUUUUGAGAAAAGUGUCAAAACCAGCAACAAGAAGACAGCGGGUAAAGCUGAUGCUGAGAAGUCAACAAAGAAGCAAACACAAAAGAGAAACCAGGCGAAAUCAACAGGCAACAUGAAGAAGACAUCGUCAAAAAGCCAGGGGAAAACAUGCCUCUAA